UGCUGGCCGGCUCUGCUCAAGUGUGGGAGGUCAGGAGCAGCCAGUUCCUCCUGGGAAUGCAACCCAUCUCCGAAAAGGAUUAAGCAUCACUAGGGCUCCAAGUGAGUUCUGAUCAGAGGCUGUUCGGAAGACAGCAGGGGCCAUGACCACCCUCUCUCCUGAAAACAGCCUCUCUGCCAGACUGUCAGCCUCCUUCAUCCUGGUGAAGAGAAAACCACCCAUUGACAAGACAGAAUGGGACAGCUUCUUUGAUGAGAAUGGCCACUUGGCCAAAUCACGGGACUUCAUUUGUGUUAACAUCCUGGAAAGGGGUCUGCACCCCUUCGUGAGGACUGAAGCCUGGAAAUUCCUCACGGGCUACUUCUCAUGGCAGAGUUCCCAGGAUGAGCGGCUCACGGUGGACAGCAUGAGGAGGAAGAACUACAAGGCCUUAUGCCAAAUGUAUGAGAAGAUUCAGCCCCUUCUGGAAAACCUGCACCAGAACUUCACAGAGACUCGCAAUAACAUUGCACGUGACAUUCAGAAAAUCUAUGACAAAGACCCCCUGGGCAACGUCCUCAUCGACAAGAAGAGGCUAGAGAAGAUCCUGCUCCUGAGUUACGUCUGCAACACGCAGGCAGAGUACCAGCAGGGCUUCCAUGAGAUGACGAUGCUCUUCCAGCUGAUGGUGGAGCACGACCACGAGACCUUCUGGCUUUUCCAGUUCUUCCUGCAGAAAACGGAACACAGCUGUGUCAUCAACAUUGGCGUGGCCAAGAACCUAGACAUGCUCAGCACCCUGAUCACCUUCCUGGACCCCGUGUUUGCUGAGCACCUAAAAGGGAAGGGUGCAGGGGCUGUGCAGUCCCUCUUCCCCUGGUUCUGCUUCUGCUUCCAGCAUGCCUUCAAGUCCUUCGAUGAUGUCUGGAGGCUCUGGGAGGUUCUGCUGACGGGGAAGCCCUGCAGGAACUUCCAGGUGCUGGUGGCCUACAGCAUGCUGCAGAUGGUGCGGGAGCAGGUGCUGCAGGAAAGCAUGGGCGGGGAUGACAUCCUCCUGGCCUGCAACAACCUCAUCGACCUUGAUGCUGAUGAGCUGAUCUCUGCCGCCUGCGUGGUUUAUGCUGAGCUCAUCCAGAAGGAUCCCAUGGCAGGUGCAUUCAACUUCAGAGACACAGACUGUGCCACGUUCUCUACCACUGACCCAUGCAUGUUGCUCCUCAUGGUCUUCUUGCUGUUUGCACAUGUAGCUCCUUCCUCCCUGAGCAGGCUGUGCUACUUGAGAGCACGGCCCUCAUCCCCCAUUCCCUGUGUCCAUCCCAGUGGGUCUGGGCACCCAGAGGCUCAGGAGAAUGUCGCUGCUUAGAAGAACCGAAGAAUG
This is a messenger RNA of Gorilla gorilla gorilla (western lowland gorilla), 1357 nucleotides long. It is a transcript of the gene TBC1D21, whose product is annotated as TBC1 domain family member 21. Gene Ontology annotation, biological process: activation of GTPase activity. NCBI's taxonomy places the organism in Eukaryota, Metazoa, Chordata, Mammalia, Primates, Hominidae. Bases 143 to 1342 code for a protein of 399 amino acids. Gene Ontology annotation, molecular function: GTPase activator activity. The record is from RefSeq and is a predicted model, not a curated record. The transcript is spliced from 11 exons.